This is a messenger RNA of Tachysurus fulvidraco (yellow catfish), 1449 nucleotides long. It is a transcript of the gene leap2, whose product is annotated as liver-expressed antimicrobial peptide 2. Bases 137 to 421 code for a protein of 94 amino acids. Gene Ontology annotation, biological process: antimicrobial humoral immune response mediated by antimicrobial peptide; defense response to bacterium. The record is from RefSeq and is a predicted model, not a curated record. The transcript is spliced from 3 exons. NCBI's taxonomy places the organism in Eukaryota, Metazoa, Chordata, Actinopteri, Siluriformes, Bagridae.
GACGCAAAGGGAGGGAAAGAAAAGCCUGGGGCGAGGACUGGCAGACUGGGUGUCUCUGUAGAGACUGGAGAUAGUGAGAAUAGCCAUUGUUGCCUGAGGUUACAGAUAGAGUUGUGCUAAAACCCAUUCUUUCAGCAUGAAGGAGCAAAGUCAUUUCAGCAGAAAAGCUCUUGCAGCCUGGUGCCUGGUGAUUAUGGUGCUCAGCCAACAGGUAGCUUCCAGUCCUGUCCCAGUGAUGGAGAUCCUCUCUGGCUCUGUGCAGGGAGUUCAGAGGUCACUUAGAAGAAUGGCCCGUAUGACGCCCCUUUGGAGAAUCGUGGGUACUAAACCCCAUGGAGCAUACUGUCAGAAUAACUAUGAGUGUUCCACAGGAAUCUGCAGGAAAGGACAUUGCUCCUUUAGCCAACCUAUAAAAUCCUAAGAUUGGAAAGGCUUACUUGCUGUCUGGACUCCUGCAUGAAGUGGAAUCAAAAAAAAAAAAAGGGUUACUUUUUGGUGUGAGAAAAAAAAGGAAAUGUUCAAUUUAAUAUCUCAGAUUUGGCAAGUCAAAAAGUAAAGUUGGUUAAGUGUCUUUGGGGUAAAAGCUUUUAGAUGGACAACUAACCAGCUUAAAUCAUAAUCGCACAAAUUCAUAUAUGCAUGAAUAUAUUAUAAUGCAAGUAAACUUUUUUUUUUCUUUUCAGUUUAACAACAUAAACCUCAUAACCUACAGUACAAUACACUACAUGUAUACUAAUGUGCUAUUCUUCUUCUUUUUUUUUUUAAAUUUAAUAUCCCAUUUUAUUUCACACUGUGCAUAUAUCAGAUUUUGGGUGGUGCUAGUGAUGGUAUGAUGGAUCAAAUACAGCUGGUGCAGAUUGUAAUGUAUUGAGCUUUGAACUAGACUGUUUCUAGAAGUCCAGCUCUUGGUAUUAGAUCACAUAAUGCCUGGAUGCUGCACAAGUUGAGCUGGCAGCAGGUCACACAUACAGCGUGUGCAGAUUUUCAACCCGAGUGUCAUUGAACUAUAGAAAUCCCUAAACAGAAAGACAAAGUGUGGUAAACAGUGCAAACAUGAAAUGCCUUUAGUUGACUGAAUGAAGUAUUGCAGUUUCACAGAUAUCUGUUUCCUAAUGUUCUAAAUCUUUAUUUUUUUUUCUCUCUCUUUCUCUCUCUAUCCAGAAAACACUUUCUGGCUUUUAUUUAUGCAAGUGCUGAUACAUACAUUAUAUUAGUCAUACAUCUCACAUAGCACUGUCAGAAUAUUAAAGAUUCUUCUGCUGGAUAAUCUAUUUAUUAUAUUUGAUUAUUUUUUAUGCUUCAGUAUAUGCUUUUGAGUGACUGAAUCUGUUACAUAAAAUGUGUAGUUACUGAAUUUUUGAAUGUACACUGUGUCAUUGCUUUUGUGUAUGUUGCAUCUGAUCAGUUAUUGAAGCAAUAUCAACUAAAUAAACGUUUUAUUCUAAAACA